UUUUUUUUGUUCUGUGAUUUAUUCUGAAACUGAGAAUUAAGAUGUGUUGUGUGUUUGCUUUGUCUCAGGCUCUCUCCAUAGCAUCUCCGGCUCUGACUGUGUGUCUCAAGCUCUCCUAAGCUUUGUCUGUCUUUCACUCUCUCGUCUUCAGUUUACUCUAAGUGUAGUGCAUUCCACAACAAGCUCUCUCUAUCCGAUUCACAACAUCACCAAGAGCUCUCUCUUAUACGAUUCCUCUCUCUUACUAUGACAUUUUGAAGCUUUUGGGCUUGUGGAAUAAAAAAAAUCAGAGAAUGGCCAAGUACUAUGACAUUGACGACAUACUUACAGAGGAAGAGUUUGCUCCUGUAUUGUUCCAUAAGCCAGCAAAUGGAGUGACUAUUGAUCCAAGUGCUGAGACAAACUCUGUUGAGCAAGGAGCUAAAGUGGAGUUACCCUUCUGGCUUGCUCACGAGUUGCAUUUGAGACAAGCUGUCUCCAUUAACCUUCCUGCCUGUUUUGACCAAAAGACGAGGUUGGAGAUACAGGCUGAUGCAGCAUGUGUGGAUCUUAGAUCACGAUGUCCUUACUUCUACGAGUUGGGUUGCAAGUUACAGCCCUUAGUUGCAGAUAGAACGAUUGGAAUCUUGCUGUCGACUGCGUUUAAGAUCAGAUACAAGGAGAGGCUGACUAAAGUGUUCACUGCAACUCAUCUAACAGCUUCAAAGUUCUUGCCAUUCUUGACUAUUGAAGAAGCAAACUUGUAUGAAGCAGCUAACUUGUCUAUGACGGCCUUCAAGAAAUGGAGAACAGGAGGUCCUCGUUUCCAGAGAGCUUCGAUACUCGGAAGAAAACGCAAGGAAUCUUGAUAUCCUUGACGUCCCUAAAACCGCUUCAUUGCUUCAUCAUCUUUGAUUCUCUUUGAAAGAUUCCAGUUGUUUGUAUGUUGUCAUUUUCAAGAUGAUAUUUUAGAAUCAUUUCAUUAUCUUUUAGUAGUUAUUAGACAAUAGUGUGUGUUUGUGUGAUAUAAAUAUCUCAAAGAUGAUAUGGCAAGAUAAGGAUUUGGUUCUCUUUUGCUGA
Raphanus sativus (radish) is the source of this 1059-nucleotide messenger RNA. Its product is annotated as DNA replication complex GINS protein PSF3-like. NCBI's taxonomy places the organism in Eukaryota, Viridiplantae, Streptophyta, Magnoliopsida, Brassicales, Brassicaceae. The record is from RefSeq and is a predicted model, not a curated record. Gene Ontology annotation, biological process: mitotic DNA replication initiation. Bases 294 to 848 code for a protein of 184 amino acids. The transcript is spliced from 8 exons. Gene Ontology annotation, cellular component: GINS complex.